AUGGGGUUCGUUGGCGCUCUUAGGCGCUUGUGGCGAUCGAAAAGGAGGGGGGUGGACGAUGAGACGCGGACGGUGCUCCCCGGUAGCCCAUCCAAGGCGUACUGCGACAACACGGUGAGGAGCUUCAAGUACACCCUGCUUACGUUCUUGCCAUUGAAUCUCUUUGAGCAGUUUCAUCGCCCGAUCAACCUUUACUUUCUCUUCAUUACGGCGCUUCAGUUUAUCCCCUCUGUGGCCCCUGUGAGUCCACUUACCUCGCUGCUCCCGCUGAUUAUAGCCUUCCUGAUCACUGCCGUUAAAGAGGCCAUCGAUGACUGGUACCGGCACAAACUCGACGAUGAAUGCAACUCUAGGUGGUACAGCACAAUCAACAUGGAAACCCUGGAAAUAGAGCGGGUACGAUGCAGAGACAUACGUGUUGGAACCGUGUUGCUGUUGUUGCCCAUGGAGGUGAUCCCGUGUGAUGCUUUUUUAUUGCUUUCCUCAGAUGAAAAUGGAGGGGUGGUUAUUUCCACCGAGGCGCUGAACGGCGAAACCGCUUGCAAGACACGCUACGCCAUAUUAACUGAUCUAUACGCCAAACGUCCGACGACGAGUGCGGCGACGGUGGAUUCCAUUCAGGAGGAUGAACUUAACAUACGUGCUGCCGCAGGGUGGAUCAGGGAUGCAGCAUGCGUCAUCGAGUCAGAGGGGCCAAAGCCGUUUCUUACCAGUUUCACUGGGUCCGCCAAAGUACAAGCGCCGCACGGUGGUGAGGGGGAGGAAAUACGGAUUGGGGUUAGUACCGAAAAUGUUGUCUUCAGUUCAAGUGUGCUACGAAAUACUCGCUUUGCUCUGGGUGUGGCGGUGCUGACAGGCAACGAGACUCGGGUCGCCAUGACGCGUAUGGUACCGCCCACAAAGUGGUCUAUGAUUGAUCAAAGGUUUAAUCAAAUGGUUAUCGUUGUCUUUGUGAUUCAAUUUAUUUUAGUGACGGUGUACAUUACGUUGUCAGAUACGGCAUUGGGACAGGAUCAACGCACCCUUUGGUAUCUUGGCAUGUAUGAGGAAAAAAUAGCCUUGGAGGAGUAUAUACUUUUAUUGCCGCUACGGUUCUUCGCACUGGUGUCACCGAUGAUACCGCUCUCGUUUAAAGUAUUGGUUGAUGCAUCCAAGGCGUUCAACGGCGCCCUUAUCAAGUGGGAUGCGGAGAUGUCCGAUGAACAGCAUCACACCGAGGUUCAUAAUUCCUCGCUCAUGGAAGAUCUGGGGCAGGUGGAGUAUGUCAUGUCAGACAAGACGGGAACUCUCACGCGUAACGCAUUGACGCUCAAGAGUGUUGUGACGAGGAGCGGCAAAGUCUUCACCCCAGGUGUUCCACAUGAGGCAACUACCCUGCGGCGGGCCUUGCUGCAGGAUGAGUCGUUGCUGUACUUGAUGCGAGUCUUGGUGUACUGUAAUACUGUGGAGAGCACAAGACAAAUAACCUUGAAUGUGGCGCAGCCGUCCGUGUCAAACCCUUCACCCUCCUCGCCGUGGGUGUCACUCUCGCCGGAUGAGGUGGCCUUGGUAGAGGGAGCCACUCUUUUGGGCGUUAAACUACUCGAGCGAACACGCAAGCGCGCUUUUGUAAUGUUUGGCAAUAAUGUUGAAUCGGCAACCGUGCUGAAGGUUCUUGCGUUCACGCCAGAGCGUCGUCGCUCGAGUGUACUUCUUCAGAUUGAUGGGGAUUCGCGAUAUCUUCUUCUUACGAAAGGCUCAGAUGAAAGUGUGCUGCCGCGGUGCAUCACCGCCUCGUACGACAGCAAAACAACCUCACAUACCCUUACUGCUUUGAGCAGUGAGGGGCUGCGUACGCUGGUGUGUGCCUACCGCUACUUGACAAGCGAGGAGGCGGAGCUGUGGCUGGCAGGAAUACGGAAGCGGGAGGUGACCACCAUGGCAGCUGCACGUGCCAACAGUCUCGCUCAGGCAUAUGACGCAGUGGAAAAGGAGCUCAUCUACUGCGGCAUCACAGCAGUGGAGGACCAACUGCAGGACGGUGUUUUUCUAACAAUCACGCAGCUACGAGCAGCUGGUGUGCGGGUGUGGAUGCUGACGGGGGACAAUGGUCAAACGGCGAAGCAGACAGCCAUCGCCAGUGGGCUUGUGGGCGCUGAUGACAGAGUAAUUGCGCUGACCCCUGAGGGGGUUGAGUCCAUUUCGUUUCAGCAGCAUUUAGAUUACGUCGAAAAACGUGUUAGCUAUGCUCUAUGCAAGCGACAGUUUCAAGAGGCUGAGAAGCAGCAUCAGAUCCGUUCCUCCUGGUACGUGCGAUCCGGCCUUCGCGACUUUGUGGGGGAAUUCUUUCACCAUGAAUCUGUUUUGUCGUUGCUCUUGCACUCGUCGCAUGCCACUCCAUUACGUGAUAAUCGUGCGUACCUUCCAUACGAGAAUGCCGCAGAGAGUGAACGGGAUGAUGAGGAUGAGGCAAGGGGCAGUACUGCGGUAGCCGCGAGCGAGGGCUAUGUGAUUCUCUUUUCAGGGAAAACCAUUGAGCUUAUAGAAGACUCCGGCAAUGCAGAUCUGCGUGUGAACUUUAAACGAGUGUUGUUGCAUGCCUCUACAGUCAUUUGUAGCCGUAUGGCGCCGGAGCAGAAAUCGUUUGUUGUGCAAACAGUGAAUCAGGCAGGUCACGUGACGUUGGCCAUUGGGGACGGUGGCAAUGAUGUGCCCAUGAUUCAGUCUGCCCACGUGGGUGUUGGCAUCCGAGGAAGAGAAGGCACUCAGGCGACUGCGGCGUCCGACUUUGUCGUGUCCGAGUUUUGCUUCUUAUCUAGGCUGCUGCUGUUUCAUGGCCACACUGCAUACCAGCGUUCGGCGAUUAUAGUGCAACAAAGUUUUUGGAAAACCGUCGCUCUCGCAUGGAUGCAGUUACUCUUCAAUAUCUACGCCAAAUUUUCUGGUGUCUCAUUUUGGGAUUCCUUUUCUCUUAUGAUGUACAACUCUUUCUUCACCGUUCCCGUGACUUUCCUCUGUGCGCUGAAUCUUCCACUGUCGGCGACCAUAUUGCUUAACAAUCCCCAGUUGUACGUCCUCUGUCAGAGGGGCAGAUACAUGAAUUUGACCACUUUUUAUGGCUACGUUUUACGAGGAUUUCUGCACGGAACCAUCAUAUUUUUUUUUCAUUAUGUUUUAUCAAUGACAGUGUCGGUGCGGUAUUGCGUUUGGGUCACCCAAUAG
This is a messenger RNA of Trypanosoma conorhini, 3201 nucleotides long. Its product is annotated as putative phospholipid-translocating P-type ATPase (flippase). Gene Ontology annotation, cellular component: plasma membrane. Gene Ontology annotation, molecular function: ATPase-coupled intramembrane lipid carrier activity; ATP binding; magnesium ion binding. Bases 1 to 3201 code for a protein of 1066 amino acids. Gene Ontology annotation, biological process: phospholipid translocation. The transcript has a single exon. NCBI's taxonomy places the organism in Eukaryota, Euglenozoa, Kinetoplastea, Trypanosomatida, Trypanosomatidae. The record is from RefSeq and is a predicted model, not a curated record.